AUGAGAGGGUUUUCGUGCUUUGAUGUUGAUUGUCUAAAAUGGUAUUCGUCGUUAGAUGGAAUUUACAGACACCACUGUUACUGGUAUAAAAGGUCAACAAAUUUAAUAAAUGCCUUUGAAGCUAACAGGCUUUGUGCUGAAAAUGGUCAUGGAUUGGCACCAUACAUAGACAUAGAACAGUACAAUUUUAUGGAAGAAUUAAGACCUAGUGACGCAGGGGAGACAUUUAUUGGCGUGAUGGACGUAGCUGAAGAAGACACUUGGACCCAUUUAGACGGGUCAAGCAUAACAAACAACGAUUUUUGGUCGACCUUUUGGGUUGAAGCAGACCUGCGUUACCAGCAGCCGAACGGAGGAUCGGACCAAAACUGUGCUGCGAUAAACAGUAAAAGCUAUAAUGUUCAAAAUAAAACUCAGGAUAAGUCAUGCACAAACAUAUUUCUGGAUGAAAUGUUAUGUUAUAAAAAAGAAGAAAAUUGUUUAAAAUGGAACUCCACCGCUGAUCAACAAUACAGAGAACACUGUUAUUGGUUUACAAGUAAGCCUUCAUCAUUGACGUCAUGGACAAUUGUUGAUGCCAUGAAUCAGUGUCGCAACAACGGUGGCUACCUUGCACCAAUUAUAGACAACCAAAAUUAUAAAUUUAUCAUGAAUGACGUUUUGAGUACAGUAUUUUUAAUAAAAAGUACCCAAGUUUGGCUUGGUACCCAUUCUAUAACAGGCUCUCCAUCCAACUGGAAUAAUGAUCCAUCGUUCGUUACAUCGCUAUUACAGAGCUCUUAUAGUGAGAAAUGUGUUGUUAUUAAUUCAAAUCUAAUUCAGUCAUGGAUACCAUGUAAAACAAACAGUAGUGCCUUGACCGGAGCAGUAUGCUUCAAGCAUGAAUCAUGUGGAUUAGAUAUGAAUCCAACAACAGUAGAAAAAUUAAGACGUGUCCUGUUAAUUGACCCUGACGAUACAAACGCGUAUAAAUUGACGAAGAUCAGUGUAUACGAAGAUAGACCGACGGCGAAGGCUAUAGGUUAUGUAGGAGUUGUCGUUCUUAUUGCUGUUGUCGUACUUAUUGUGUUGUUAGAUUGUCAACGAACAGAACAAAGUAUUUCUAAAAACAAAACAAGUUAA
Molecule: messenger RNA, 1122 nt
Organism: Mytilus trossulus (common blue mussel)
Lineage: Eukaryota; Metazoa; Mollusca; Bivalvia; Mytilida; Mytilidae
Exons: 7
Coding region: 1-1122 (373 amino acids)
Source: RefSeq, a predicted model, not a curated record